Molecule: messenger RNA, 6090 nt
Organism: Zeugodacus cucurbitae (melon fly)
Lineage: Eukaryota; Metazoa; Arthropoda; Insecta; Diptera; Tephritidae
Gene: pygo
Product: protein pygopus
Exons: 3
Coding region: 1548-4295 (915 amino acids)
Source: RefSeq, a predicted model, not a curated record
GUUGAAUUUAACGAAUCGUGUUGAGGUUCGCUUUUUCAACGAAGAAAAAGAAGAAAACAAAUUAAGAAUUGAAUGGCGUUACUGAAAGUGGAAGCAAUAGCAAUAAUCCAUUGUCAAAAAUAUAACCAAUUUAACAAAGUUUACAUAAAUUUGCGUAAAAAGUGACGUAAAAACGCGGUACUGAAUCGCGUUAUUAGCCAAAGCGGCUAAUGUAGAGAAACGCGAAACAAUUUAGAAGUGCCAGCUAAAUAGCGGCGAUUUUAUAAGUGUGCCUACGUAUGUGUACUUUUUUAUUUGGGAAAGCGAGGAUUUUUGGUCGUCGACGACAACGGCCAUCACAUUAAACGGGAAUAACUGAAACAAUUAAUCUGAACCCUCCGGAUUGAGCCUGCUUGUGUCUUAAUAAAAGUAAUACUGAAAGUACUCUUGUAAUUUUGGCGCAAGAUUUUAAAGUUUUCACCUUGAUGUGAACUGUUAUAUUCUCCUGGCCACCAUACAAGCUAUCAAUAUAUUUAAAAUAUGUGAUUUUGAAUACUCCGUAUAAAGUGAGCUAUUUGUGUUUAAAGAAAGUGCAUUUUAUGAACGUGUGCAUUGUAGAUUUUGCAGAACGCUUGUGAAAAAAGUCGUGAAGAGUGAAAAUAUAGUCGCGGUAGCCGCUAUGGCCACAGCAGCAUGCAAGCAGGCAGGCAGAAAAAUGUGAGCCAUGCAAAGAGGCUGCGUUGUGAAAGAAAAGAAACGAAGCAGUGACAAGAAGCAACAUUUAGCAGUUGAAGAAAAAACGACAGAGAACCAAAGGUAGAAGGCGUACAAGAGAAAAAGGUUAAAGAAGAGUGGAAGGAAGAUAGGCGAAGAAGAAAAAGAAGAAGACUUUAGAAGGAGAAGUAGCCAUAGCAGUUGCAGCAUAGUAAUUAUUGUUUUGAGACAUUGCGAGUGAUAUUUUGGUAUAGCAUUUAAUUACAUGUAGUUUUAAUAAUUUAUUGUGUGUGAAUCUGUGCAAGUGUAAAUAAAAACCAACAGAUUUGUGGUUGAACUAAAGGCAGCCCUUGGCUGCAGGCUGCCCGACAAGACACCAGCCGUGUCGCAGCGGACGUACCUAAAAGUGGAUCAACUACUAUUGAAAUCUUAAUUUGAUUACUAUGUCGCCAUAUAUUAAGAAAUGAUAACAACAGUAAGAAAAAUGCACAGAUUUGGUAUUCCGGAGUGUUUGUCCAAUUCCCUCAUAUAAACCGCAUUGAAUCACAGACAUCGUAAAAAUUCAAAGAACUGCACUUAAAUUGAUAUGUUCUUUUUAGCAAAGUGCAUUUAUAAGGAACACAAAAUCUGCAGAUGAUUGUACAUCCAAAUGUGCCAUUGGAAUUAAUAAUUAAAAUUAUAAUUGAAAAAGAAACCGGCUUCAACAAGAGAAGAUAGUGAAUUAAUAUUUAAAGGAUAUCUCCUUUAUUUAACCGCACAUACUUUUAUAACGAAGAAAGCCGCGGAAUCUUUAUUUUUUUAUUGCCGAGGUGAGUCAAAAAGCCGUCAACAUUAGGAAGAAAAAUACUACGAAUAUGACCCAUCAUCUCGGUAUGGCUCCAUAUCGUUUGACGGGUCCAGCAGGUGGGCUAUGCCCUCCUGAUUUUAAGCCGCCACCUCCAACGGAUAUAAUUUCGGCACCGAGUAAUCCAAAAAAGCGACGGAAAACAUCCAAUGCGAAUUCUGUAGCGGCAGCAGCUGCAGCGGCGGCAGCGGCGUCAGCAGCUGCUAAUUCUAUGCAAUCACAAGCUCCUCCCACUCCUGCAGAUUUGUUACCGCCUCCUCCAAUGGGAGGUUUCGGGGAUACCAUCGUCGCUUCUAACCCAUUUGACGACACACCUCCCAGUAUGUCAAGUAGCAGUAUGUCUAGCAUGAACCAUAUGGUAGGCCCGGGUCAUUUUGGCGGUAGUAUGGGUGGUCCACAUAUGGGAAUGGGAGGUCCUCAUGGUCCACCACCGCACAUGCAUCCACAUAUGCAUCCUCAUCAUCCCGGUGGGCCACCGCAUCCACAUCAUAUGGGUGGUCCACCUAUGCGAGGAAUGAGUCCAAUGGGAAUGGGUAGCCCUAUGGGCGGACCAGGUCAUCCAAUGGGACCUGGAGUUGGACUACCGCCGCAUAUGAAUCAUGGACGAGCAGGUGGGCCAAUGGGUAGUCCUAUGGGAGCAAUGUCAGCAAUGGGCGGAAUGAGUCCAAUGGGAGGUAUGGGAGGACCCAGCAUAUCUCCACAUCACAUGGGAAUGGGAGGAUUGUCUCCUAUGGGUGGACCAGGACCAGGGCCGGGACCUGGGCCUAACGGACCACGUGCAAUGGGAUCACCAAUGGGAAAUCCGCCUGUAGGUACCGGAGGAGGACCACCUGGCAUGUCUCAUGGGCCUGGACAAGGAUCGCCAAUGAACUCGUUGCCAAUGGGAUCACCUAUGAGUAGCGCGAUAGGUAGCCCGCUUGGUCCACAUCCACCUCAUCAUCAACAACAGUCUCAGUCUCAACCUCCGCCGCAUAUGAACAAUGGUCAGAUGGGUCCACCAACAAUGCAUAGUCCGCUAGGGAAUGGUCCAGCGAAUCUUAGCCAUUUAGCAGGGGGACCAGGACCUGGACCUGGUGGUCCUUUGUCGUCUCAACAGUUAGGAACAAAUAUGAUGGGCAACAUGAGUGGACAAUGUAGUAAUAUUGGUCCAGGAGGAAAUUCCCCUGCUGGUACAGGACCUGCAAAUAAUCAGAAUAAUAGCAAUAACAGCAACAACAACAACUCAAGUAAUAGCAACAACAAUCAGAAUCAUCAUCUCUCACCUGCGGGGCGUAUGGGAGGUGCGACGUCUCUCAGCAACGGACCUAUGCCACCGUCAUCAUCGUCGGCAACGACGGCAACAUCAUCAGGAUCGUCCAUUUCUGUACCAUCAUCUUCGCCUGCGCCAGGAGGUGUGAAUCCUGGAAUGUCUCCGCUUCAUUCAUUAAGUGGGAACAUCAGUGGAGGCCCCGGGCGGAGCCCUAGUAUGAUAAAUAACGCCGGUUCAGGAUCUGGUCCUGGACCAAGCCCUUUACAAUCACCUUCGUUGGGUAGUGGUGGCAGUGGAAAUAUCGGUGCUAGUCCAAUGGGAUGUGGUGUAGGCGGCAACACAACUGGUCUGAACAUAGGUCCUGGUAGUGGUAAUAGUAGCAAUAACAACAGCAACAACGCAAACAAUGGACCUAUGAACGCGAAUAGUAGUGGUCAGAUGAGCGGUCAAAUGCAGCAACAGUUGAACGCAAAUGUUCCUAUGCAGCAGCAACAACAACAGCAGUCUAUGACGCAUGGUGGUAAUGCGGGUGUUGGACCUGCUGGACAAAUGCAAAUGAACAAUAGCGGUGGUCCAGGAAGUAUGGGUUUAAUGGUAGGCCAAGGACCUGGUAGUCAAGGGAGUGCCUCUGGUCAAGGGCCAUCCGGAAUGUGCGGCGGCGGACCCAAUCAAAUGCUUCCACCUCAACAACCACAUAUGGGACCAACGCAACAACAAUUAAUGAAUCAUCCACAUCACCAUCCAGGUGGACCAAUGCCACCUCACAUGAUGAACGCAGGACCCAACUCGCAUAUGCACGGACCUGGAGGUAUGAUGCCUCCACACAUGGGGGGUCCCGUAGGCCCUAAUCAUCCACAUCCACCGCAUCAUAUGAUGGGUACUCAUGGCGGCGGUUCGCACAUAGGUCAUAUGGGCGGUGUACCUGGACCAGGCGGCAAUGGGCCUGGUGGCGGCCCUGGUGGUAUGAACGGACCCCCACACCCACACGGUCAUCAUCCGCAUGCACAUCCUCAUGGACCGCCGCACACGAUGGGCGGACCCAAUCCAAAUAUGUUCGGUCCUGGUGGCCCGAUGGGUCCAGGCGGCCCAAUGAGCGGCCCAGGUGGUCCGAUGGGACCUGGUGGUCCAAUGGGUGGCCCCAUGGGGGGUCCUAUGGGCCCAAUGGGUGGUCCAGGUGGACCAAUGGGUAACCUUGGCAGCGGAAUGGGCGGCCCAAAACCUAUGCCAAUGGGCACAGGUAAAAUGUAUCCACCCGGCCAACCGAUGGUCUUCAAUCCACAAAAUCCCAAUGCGCCACCGAUAUACCCAUGCGGCAUGUGCCACAAAGAAGUCAACGACAACGAUGAGGCAGUAUUUUGUGAAUCUGGAUGUAAUUUCUUCUUUCAUAGGACGUGUGUGGGUCUGACGGAGGCGGCAUUUCAAAUGCUGAAAGAUGAGGUGUACGCGGAAUGGUGCUGUGACAAGUGUCUGUCUUCCAAGCCAAUACCUAUGGUAAAAUUUAAAUGUUGAAACAACACUUGGACAGCGCAUUAGCGCUUUGGCUUAGAACUUAAUUAACAGGCAGAAAUAGUGGGUAUAUCGAGCUGGCGUAGUGACAACACAUACAUCUUUACUAUGGCCGCCAGCUAUGAAAAAAGGUUGUUAUUGGUGCCGAGUAACAUUGAAAUGAAAGCAGGAGCAACAACGACACAAGACACAAAACACCAAUGUAGUAUAAUAGUAAAAAUAAUUUCGGGAAAUGACGGCGAAUAUGAAAACUGUUGGCAGCACCUGACGCACAAUGGACGGCCCAAUCAUACAAACAAACACACAUAUUCACGCUCACCUACAAUCACAUAUAAACUUACUACUUUGUAUAAAUUAAAUUGAAAUGCAAACAACUAAAUAGAAUUAAGAUAACACCAUUAAAUAAUAUAGGAAGUAUAACAUACAGAAAAAUGAAGUCGUGAAAUAGAAUUUUUGAAUGAGUGGAUCAAAUAGGCAUAUGCAGUAUGCAGUUAAUGAAAGUAACACACGUGCAAACACGCAGUAAAGUCGAUCGAACCAAACGUAAUUUAAAGGGAAUAAAGUGCAAAACGGUGCAAACUAAGUUUAAGCUGAAAAUAUGCGCUAAUAUUCCAAAAAUAAAUCCCAUCCCCAACCGUUUACACCAUCGGACGUUAAUUUAAAUUUGGCGAACACAAACUGCUUUAUUAUUUGCACGGGCAGCGCGUAAUACACAAAUAAAUUCAAUACAACGAGUCGGUCCAACUAAAUACUACAAUUAUCAAUCAAAUUCAAAUUGUUAACCAUUUAUGGCUUUUAAUGGAAAUAAAUUUCCACACCAAUUCUUAUUAAUAUUUGUAUUUUUUAAAUUUAAUAUGAAAGAAUGGCCUGGAAUUUUUGAAAACGUUGAACAUUUUUCAUUUCAACUCGUCUGUUUAUAUCUAAAUUUAACGGCAUUUUUGUGUAUCGGAAAUUUGUUACUCAGUAAGCCAUUUAUUCUUUCAAAUUCUUGUGUAGAAAACCUUGUAAUACACGAUACAGUUUAGGUGAAGUUGCUCAACUAGAAAUUAAAUAAAGUUUCUCACUCAAAUGGUAUUUAUUAAAUUAGCUUAUGUGAAUUUAAACUUUUAUGGGUUUAUGAAACUUGUACAUGAAAAAAUCUCAGUAAAUCGCAGCAUUAAAAAGAACCGAAGUGUACUUUGUUUGGAUAUAUUAUGGCCAAACCUAAAACCUUUAAGAAACUGUUUUCUACUUAUUGCUGUAUUGCUGUGUGUUGCGACGUAUAUUUAUAUAAUUUAAUGUUAGUGUUAUUCCCUGCGCCAUCUGUUUGAUUUUUACAAUUUUUCAUUAUUAUUUUUUUACCUUCGUUCACUUUAGUUUUAUGUUUGUGUGUAAGUGCUCCGUUUUCUAACAAAACAAUUUUAUUAUGAAAGAUAAUUCUGCAUGUGUAAAUCAAAGAUAACAAUAAAAGAACAAACAAGUAAUGUUGAAAAUGAAAAUUAUGACAAAAAACAUACGAAAGCUGUAAUUGCCGAAAUGUAAAAUUUACUAACUAACAAAAAUUAACAUAGUUAUAAGUUAUACUUAUAUAAGUAAUUGAUCAUUGAUUGAUUAUAAGACGAAUUAAUUAUGCAAUGAACAAUUAUACGAAAAUUAAAAAUAAAAUAAACGAAAGCAAAAAUAGGUAAACUAACAAUAAAAUACGCAAACAAUGAAUAAUAAUAAAAUAAGUACUAAAAUAUAUUAACUGGGAAAGCCAAUAAUAAUGUGUAAUAAGCAGUUGUAGCAAAUAAAAAUUAAAAGCAAAACAACAAUUAAA